Branchiostoma belcheri (Belcher's lancelet) is the source of this 4662-nucleotide messenger RNA. RefSeq names its product transmembrane and TPR repeat-containing protein 3-like. Gene Ontology annotation, biological process: protein O-linked glycosylation via mannose. The transcript is spliced from 8 exons. NCBI's taxonomy places the organism in Eukaryota, Metazoa, Chordata, Leptocardii, Amphioxiformes, Branchiostomatidae. The record is from RefSeq and is a predicted model, not a curated record. The coding region runs from base 1697 to 2731 and encodes 344 amino acids. Gene Ontology annotation, cellular component: endoplasmic reticulum. Gene Ontology annotation, molecular function: mannosyltransferase activity; protein binding.
GGAGAAGAAGGAGGAGAAGAAAAGUGAGCAAAAACAAUAUACACUUCACCACAUACAUGUAGUGGUGAAGCCAUGAAAAGCGAUCAUCCACCUUACAUUUAAUUGUAACAUACAUGUACAUUUACAGUUGGUUGAUUGUCUGAUUUACGCUGUUUGAAUAUUAAUGUUUAGCAGGUUGUUUACUCUGAGAUCAGGUGCAUUUUGCUGACGUGUCUGUUGUUAAGACAAAUUUUACAUUUUCAGGCUUGAAAAUAAGCAGAAAAAGCAAAUAUUUGCGGUCUUUUUAUGUGAAUGCAUUGAGUACUUCCAUGUUGUGCCUAAUUCGUAUGGACACAAUUUUUGAAAUUCAUUAGAAUCACAAUCUUUUUUCUUUAAAAUUUAUUUGUUUAGCUGUAAAAAGACCAAUUGUACAGCCAGGGCAGCCUAACUAGCCAGGCGGCUAUUAUUAAGAGCUUGCCCUGCUGACAAGACAAACAUUUACACGCACAUUACAACAAUACAAUACAUCAACGUGGAGAGGUCAGGGUCACACACCUAAGGCUUAGAAACACAACCGUGCCAUAGCAUUAAAUUUUGUUCUUUCUUUGGGAAGAAAAGGAUGAAUUUUCUCAUAUUUAGAUGAUGUAAAAACCUUUUGCUACAUCUAAACCUGUCCAACAAAAAUCGUGCAUAAUAACCAAUAUCUCUUACAGUUAUUUAUCUUCUAUUCCAGCCUCUCCUUCCAUGUAUGUGAUACUAGAUUCUUACCUGAAUGUUCAACCACAACUUACCUUGCAAGCCAGUCAGAAUAUCUUCAGUUCCUCACUCACACCAGGGCUUUGAAGUCAUGACGAUCUUUCCUCGGUUUUCCUGCUGCAGUUGUGCCUCUCUGAUACGAGCUCAGCGUAGCUGUUCUGUACCGGAGUCUGACAAACAAGCCUGAAAAAAUCUUGUGCAAUCUGGGUGUGUCUUGAUUGUCUGCAGCUACACGUAACUGUUUUUAAUACCAACGUUAAUGAUGAAUAAUAAUGAUUUGUUUGUCCCUUGAAAUAGUAUUGCCUUUCUGCUUUAAAAUUCCUUGGGUGCAGUUUUUCUAUCAGCUGCUAUGGGGCGCUUUUAGUUCACGUUGAUAAUGUUGACGUCAUAACAUCUUGCUCAUGUUAUUCAAGUUACUGCUUGAGAUGCACGUAAACCUUUAAAUUGAUAUUUUUCUCAAGCUUGGUGAAUAGGAAGAAUUUGUAGCUGAAGUAUUUUCAGUACAUACAUGAAGCCAAGCUUGAGUUGAUGAUUGUAAGGAAUGUUUUUUUCUUUUCAUUUUGGUACUGUAUAACAGUGUAAUGUAUUAGUAAUAUUAAUUUUAACAUUGUGUGCGUCUUUCUAAAUAGUGUGAUGCGACACUAACAAGAGAGAAUGGAGGAAAAUGAGGAGGAAGAAGAAGGCUGACAGGAGAAGAUGUAGAGAAAUCUGGGCUGGCUGCUGACAGUGGCUGUGGACAGAUGUGCAGACGUCAUGAAGGCUCACAUAUAGACCGGGAUGUGGGGAAAGGUGCCCACAGAGAAGGCUGUGUAGCCAGGCUUGGUACUCACUGAGGCAGAGGGGAGAGUUUCUAGAACCAUGGCUUCUGUGAGUGUACUGCUCAUUGCACUGGGAUUCACACUGGCAAAGUUGGGCAUAGUGCUGCUAGAACAGGGGGACAGAAGUCGGGCCUUAAAGUCUCAUGACCAGAGCACUGCAGCUGGACCCUCAUCACAAGCAAUCCCUGUUCAACUCAGCGGUGAUGAUGCAGGAGUCAGGUGACCCGGCGCUGCGACCGGAGGCGUACAGACGUCUGUACGAGGUCUUGGAACAGGAGCCGCAGAACGAGAAGGUGUAUUUUAACCUGGGCAUGCUCUCCAUGGACGACAAGAACUUCACCGCAGCCGACCAGUGGUUCAGACACAGUAUACAGUUGAAGCCAGAUUUCCGCAGUGCCUUGUUUAAUCUGGCCCUGAUGCUGUCUCAGAUUAAGAGAGACCUGGAGGCCUUACCUUACCUGGACCAGCUGCUGUUACACUUCCCUCACCACAGCAAGGGCCUCAUCCUCAAGGGAAACAUUAUCAUGAACAAGGUCAAGGAUGUGGAGGGGGCCAAGAAGUGCUUUGAGAAAAUUCUGGAGACGGAACCAAAGAACAUCCAGGCGAACCACAACCUGUGUGUGGUGUACUUCGAGCAGGGAGACUUGUACCGCGCAGAGAAGUGCCUUGCCCAGGCCCACGAGCUGGCGCCACAUGAAGACUACAUUGUCAACCACUGGAACAUCGUCAGGGGCAAGAUUCAGCAGGCCAAGAUGCCCAGGAGGAAGCAACAGCAGCUAGAGAGGGAGAAGGAACAGGAAAUGGAACAGCAAAGGCAGUUACAGAGGGAGAAGGAACAGCAAACGGAUCAGCAGAGACAGCUAGAGAAGGAAAAGGAACAGAAGCUUCAACAAGAGAAGGAAAAACAGGAAUUGGAACAGCAUAGACAGCUGCAGAAGGAAAAGGAACAGCAAAUGGAACAGCAGAGACAGCUACAGAGGGAGAAGGAACAGCAAACGGAUCAGCAGAGACAGCUACAGAAGGAAAAGCAACAGCAGUUGGAACAAGAGAAGGAAAAGCAGCAAUUGGAACAGCAUAGACAGCUGCAGAAGGAAAAGGAACAGCAGUUACAGAGAGAAAGGGAACAGCAAAUGGAGCAGCAAAGACAAAAGGAACAGGCAGAAAGAGAAAGAGGAUAAACCUCAUCAGGGGAAGUGGAGAGGUUAUAUUUAGAGCAAAAAUGCACAACAUAGAAGAGAGAAGACUUAUCUAAAAGUAUAUUUUUGCAAGAGUAAAAAGAAUUAGCUAGCUACAGUAGAAAUGUCAUAUAUAGCAAAAUAUCCUCAUUGCAUGUUUUUAACUUAACUUGAUUUUGGUUUAAGUUGUGUGGCCUAUUACUUAAAUUUCUGUGCCUAAGGCAAUCAAAAGAUAGCUAGAUAGUGACAAGUCAAAGACAUAGCAAGGGAUGUUCCAAAAAAUAAAAUUAUUGUUGUCACAGAUCGUUUAGACAGAAUGGCUGGACAGUUGUUUUAGGUUGAUGGAAACUGUCAAAUUGAAAGUCUCUAUUAAGUGUUCUCAGUCACUUUUUGUGUGGCAAUUUUACCUUCUCAAACAUAUCUCGUUGUCAGCAGACAUGGUUUUUGUCUUCCUUCAUAUCUUAAGAAAGUUUAGAACAUGCUGCCAAGACUACUUAAAGUUAAAAUUGAAUUUGCCUUUCUUUUGAAUGUUUUUUUACUAGUCUUGUACCUUAAUAUAAUGUUAUGCAAUUUGGAAGUGACAAUUAACUUUCAAAGGUAUCAAACAUAUCAGACUUUUAGAAGACAGCAAUAUCAAACAUACAGAAUUGUUCUAGAUAGAAACAAAAAAAUUAUGUAAUGUAACAGAGUACUGUGUGUUUUUAUGUUAAAAAGACUCGAAUUUUGUGUUACAGAGAAAAAAUAAGUCUUCCUUGUUCUGCUGUGAAGUUUUUUGACAAUCAAAGGCAAGAGCCUUGUUGUAGUUAAAUGUCUGUUGUAACUUAUAUAGGUUUGUUGUGUUGUGUGGAACGUAUGUAACAUAUCAUACAUUGCAUUAUGUCCUUUUGACAUACAUGUACUUAUUGGUGAGAACACAUAUCAGCUUUGUUUUAGUGUUAAUCUUAUAGCCUCUACCAGGCUUCGGGAGGCGGCUGGAAAGAGUAGAAAUGGGCCAAAUAGAGACAGAGAUAGUAUGCCAGGAAAGUUGGUCCACUAGAGAGUACAUUUUGCCACAACUCCCCUGGCAUACUAUCUCUGUAUUUGGCCGACUUCUGCUCUUUCCAGCCGCCUCCCCAAGCCUGGUAGAGGCUAUUCAUCUGAUACCAUGGGUGCAGAUUUCUAUUUCGUGUGUGUGUUUUUGUGUAAAUAGACUUGUUUGUUUACAAUGUAAGAAAGAGUGAAUAUUUAAUAUGCAAUUUUUAAAAGCAAUAAUGAUAAUUUUAGUUAUGAAAGACAAUCUUUGCAGAAGAGCAAUCAAAUCGCAACUUGUGUGUGUGUUGAACCAGAACGUGUUAUCUUUCACUGGGUCAUCUUGUUGUCAUUGGGAUGUUUCAAUAGCCUCCAUAGCAUGCCAAAAACUGAGGGUUUUGUGGGUCUUCAGGGUCUUUGGGAGCUUUUAUGUGCUAUUUUCUGAUUGCAUAUAGACAACAUAGCCGGCCUGGUUGAUUAAUUUUUUAGAACUGGGCUGAUCAGAAAACAGCCAAAAAGACCACCAAACCCCCAGUUCUAUAAGCCUGCUACGGAGGCUACGUUUUCAACAGGAAUGGAAAAGUAACAAUCAAAUGUGUUUUGUGUGAACAGCUUUUGUACAUGUGCAAUUGUGCCAAAGAAGGCAAUACAGACAUCUGUGCCUUUGGUAGACAUUUCUUAUGUAAGAGUGGAGUUUUUUUUAGUAUGUAAUUCGAAUAAUUUUGUGUGACUAGAGGCCAACUCUAUGUGUAGUUUUGUGGAAAAUGAUGAAAUCAAAGAAAGUUGUCAAGAAUACCAUAGAAAACAAUACAUAUACAUGUAUUAACAAAUUGUUGUCACAUUUCAUAUGUAUCGAUUGAACUUAUCACUUGUAACAAUUUCUGAUUAAACUGAAGAAACAGAUGAAUAAUGUAAAGGUUGUAGUC